AUGAAGUUCCCAAUCACAAGUCUGAUCACUCUCCUUGCUGUUACCCAAAACGUAUCAGCUUGGUAUGUCAAAUUCAUGAACGAAGACAACAAAUGCGAAAUUGGUGGGGAAACGGAGUACCAAAUCUUCACCGGCGACAAGUUUGACUGCUACAAUUUUGGUGCAAGCUUGAACGAAGGCACUGAAUGCGAACACUUUCGCAAAGGUGGCAGUGAGAAGCUUUGGGAAUGCAAGGGUACAUUCAUUGCGAAAUCUGCCAAACCCAAGCAUGACACGGGCUCUGUCUGCAAAUUCUAUGCACUAAAUGACUGCAGUGGCGUUGGUACACCUGGAACGGGAGAGGGUGACUCGUGUGUUCCCGUAAGCCAGAUCAUCGGAGAUGGUGGUAGUAUCCCUCAGCGAAUUGCCUCUUUCAGAUGUGAAAACACAGAGGAACCGGCUUAA
Molecule: messenger RNA, 444 nt
Organism: Fusarium poae
Lineage: Eukaryota; Fungi; Ascomycota; Sordariomycetes; Hypocreales; Nectriaceae
Exons: 3
Coding region: 1-444 (147 amino acids)
Source: RefSeq, a predicted model, not a curated record